This is a messenger RNA of Gavialis gangeticus (Gharial), 5933 nucleotides long. It is a transcript of the gene NTN1, whose product is annotated as netrin 1. The coding region runs from base 187 to 1995 and encodes 602 amino acids. The record is from RefSeq and is a predicted model, not a curated record. The transcript has 7 exons. Gene Ontology annotation, molecular function: protein binding. NCBI's taxonomy places the organism in Eukaryota, Metazoa, Chordata, Crocodylia, Gavialidae.
GAGGAGGCAAGAGGAAUCAAUGAGGGGACUCGGGCAGACACCACGUGGUGGGCUAUUUUGGAAGAGCAUCUUAAAGGGGACGUGCUCCCCAAUCUCUUGAUCACUCCCUGAUGGCGAGACCUAAAUAGCGGGAUCCAGCAGGACUUCCUCCGGCCCCGCUGCGUCUCCAGCAGGUCCGGCGAGAGGAUGUCGGCGCGGUGCUGCGGGGCUCUGGUGGCGCUGGUGUCCCUGGCGUGCCUGGCGGAGGGCGGCUACUACGGCCUCAACAUGUUCGCGGUGCAGACGGCGCAGCCCGACCCCUGCUACGACGAGCACGGCCUGCCGCGCCGCUGCAUCCCGGACUUCGUCAACUCCGCCUUCGGCAAGGAGGUGCGGGCGUCCAGCACGUGCGGCCGCCCGCCGGCCCGCUACUGCGUGCUGAGCGAGAAGGGCGAGGAGCGGCUCCGCACCUGCCACCUGUGCAACGCGUCCGAGCCCCGGCGCGCCCACCCGCCCGCCUUCCUCACCGACCUCAACAACCCGCACAACCUCACGUGCUGGCAGUCCGAGAGCUUCGUGCAGCACCCGCACAACGUGACGCUCACGCUGGCGCUGGGCAAGAAGUUCGAGGUGACCUACGUGAGCCUGCAGUUCUGCUCGCCGCGCCCCGAGUCCAUGGCCAUCUACAAGUCCAUGGACUACGGCCGCUCCUGGGUGCCCUUCCAGUUCUACUCCACGCAGUGCCGCAAGAUGUACGGCCGCCCGCCGCGCGCCGCCAUCACCAAGCAGAACGAGCAGGAGGCCGUCUGCACCGACUCGCACAGCGACGUGCGCCCGCUGGCCGGCGGCCUCAUCGCCUUCAGCACCCUGGACGGCCGCCCCUCGGCCCACGACUUCGACAACUCGCCCGUGCUGCAGGACUGGGUCACGGCCACCGACAUCCGCGUGACCUUCAGCCGCCUGCACACCUUCGGCGACGAGAACGAGGACGACUCCGAGCUGGCCCGCGACUCCUACUUCUACGCCGUGUCCGACCUGCAGGUGGGCGGGCGCUGCAAGUGCAACGGCCACGCGUCCCGCUGCGUGCGCGACCGCGACGACAGCCUGGUGUGCGACUGCAAGCACAACACGGCCGGCCCCGAGUGCGACCGCUGCAAGCCCUUCCACUACGACCGGCCCUGGCAGCGCGCCACGGCCCGCGAGGCCAACGAGUGCGUGGCUUGUAACUGCAAUCUUCAUGCGCGGAGGUGCCGCUUUAAUAUGGAGCUCUACAAGCUUUCAGGCCGCAAGAGUGGAGGGGUUUGCCUGAACUGUCGACACAACACAGCAGGCCGCCACUGCCAUUACUGCAAAGAAGGCUUCUAUCGGGACCUGAGCAAGCCAAUAUCUCACAGGAAAGCAUGCAAAGAAUGUGAUUGCCAUCCCGUGGGUGCAGCUGGCCAAACCUGUAAUCAAACCACAGGUCAAUGUCCCUGUAAAGAUGGUGUGACUGGCAUCACGUGCAAUCGAUGUGCCAAAGGCUACCAGCAAAGCCGAUCUCCCAUUGCCCCCUGCAUAAAGAUUCCUGUUGCUCCACCCACCACUGCAGCUAGUAGCACGGAAGAGCCUGCAGACUGUGAGUCAUACUGCAAGGCGUCCAAAGGGAAACUGAAGAUCAACAUGAAAAAGUACUGUAAGAAAGACUAUGCUGUGCAGAUCCACAUCCUGAAGGCUGAAAAAACUGCUGACUGGUGGAAGUUCACCGUCAAUAUCAUCUCUGUCUACAAACAGGGAAGCAACCGGAUACGGCGUGGGGACCAGAGCCUGUGGAUCCACUCCAAGGACAUUGCAUGCAAGUGCCCAAAAGUAAAACCCAUGAAGAAGUACUUACUGCUGGGCAACAAUGAGGACUCGCCUGACCAGAGUGGCAUCAUAGCAGACAAAACCAGUCUGGUGAUACAGUGGAGGGACACGUGGGCUCGGAGGCUCAGGAAGUUCCAGCAACGGGAAAAGAAGGGGAAGUGUAAGAAAGCCUAAAGGAAGAGAUGGCAUCAGAGAGAGGGUGUGUUUGUGUGUGUGAGAGUGUGUGUGUGUGUCUGCAGGUGUGAGUGCGUGUGUGUGUGCGCGAGUGAAAGAGAGAGAGGGAGAAGGACUGUGCAUGCUGCUUUGUGUAGAACUUGGAGCAGAUAGAAUUGGGGGUAGGGACUUUGUGAAGGGACUCACUUUGCAGUUUGUGUGCAUCCAGGGGGGAGGGCAGGCUGGGUUUGUGGGGAUAUUGGUGAAUCACUUUCAUGGGACUGCCAAGCUUGCACCUCGUAUAACAGGAAAGACGAUCACAAAAGCAAUAGGAAUGUUGUGACCAGAGGUUGGCUACGGGGCGUGCAACACCUCGAUCACGGAGAAGCAGAUACUUGUUCAGUUACCAGUUCCCAUCAUCCCCUUGCUUAUUUCUCCCCUAUGUGUUGAAGAAAAGAGACACCAAACUGCCUUAAAACUGCUGAUGUCUGCUAGUUCCAAAGCCUAGCCACAGAAACAAUUGACCAUGUCAGAAAUUGAUUGACAACAAUGCUGGAAAUUAACUUCCCCUCACCCCAAAAUACACAUCCUCUGCAUAGACUGAAUGAGACAGCUAAGGUAGGGGAAACUAAAUAGAAAUUGAUCACUGAGGAUAUAUAUGAUGAUCAACUAACAUAGGUUAUUUAAGUGUUUUUUCAAUAAGAUAUAGUUCUAAUAAUCAAUUACCUGCUGUACAAUAUUUAAGAGAGAAGCUAAGAUUUUCACAGUUAGGUAUGCAGAAGUCUUUCACUACAGAAGAGGGAAUGUCUUAAGUUCAGAGUCCAUAGAGAAAGUUAUUGCCCUUGACUCUCCCUGGCGCCUUGUAGGUGUUGCUAAUAUCCAGAGCCUCACUGUUGCAAAACUUUACUACCGCUUCAUUUUGUGGGUGGGAGCUCGGGACCAAUCCAAUCAGACUUUGCCUAGACCAUCGUGCACAUUAUGGCAGUUCUGUUUUGGUCAAACCAGGAUGCAGGGAUUUCUUAGCUUCCAUGUUAGGCUCAUAAAAAAUGAAGGAUGUCUGCCUGCAGAUAAAUAACUCACACAAGCAAUAGCAUGUAAAAUAACAAAACAGGAGGCAGCUUGGGCACACAGUUCAAAAUCAAACUAAGAUGCCAAUGCUAAAAAAAAAAAUAAUCAAAACCUCCCUGAUAUUUUUCCGUUUAGGAAACUUGGAAACAUCUAUUUUAUGACAUUUUCCAGUGGUUUUGCCUUGUUUUAUAGCAAUCAACAAUAUUUAUAUAAUGACAUAAACUACCAUAAAGCAAGGCAGGAAUGUAAAUAGGUGUAAAGUGGAGAGGUUCCCAGUGAAACACAGUGUUGGGAUUGGGCAGUUGAGAUUGGGUUGGAGAAACAAGCUCCUCUGAGCUUCAUUGUGAAUUAUGAGACUUUUCUAAAACAAGCUUACUUGCUAAUAGAGGAAAUACAUUCCCAGUGGUGAGUGUCCAACAAAAGCAAGUGUUUGUUCCCAAACCCCUUUUUUCUCUCAAAGAAACAGAGAGUUAGUGUAUGCAGUGUAGACACCAGAAAGGGCAAAUGAUUUCAUAGAUAAAUGGGACUAGAGUUCCUAAAUCACUCAGGCUCUUUUUGAAAUCGUACUCUUAGAUAUCUAUGGACUUAAGAGCCUAACAAGUUGGUCAAAAUGAUCCCAUACAGAUGGGAGGAUGGAGCUAAAGUAUGGGUCCAACAUACAAAUUGACUCUCCUAAUUACUGAAGGAGGUGGCACUGAAGGUUGAACCAUUUAUUCAGGAGAACAGAAGGAGUUAAUUCAAGUCAGUGGCAUUCACUCAGAUUGCUCUGCUUUCAGCUACCCAGAGUUGAUACCAUACCCUGUUAUCAAGUGUCCCACUUGACCUCCUGUGGAAGGAGCAAAGAGAAAGAGGCAGAUGGAUAAAACCCGUCUGGGCCAGAUGGAUACUUGGUACAGGACAAGGACAGUACAGGUCACCAGCAUGUGCACAAGGCAGACAUGGGUGAAUAAGUACCCUGGAAGAUUCACUCUUUUUGUUUUAUUUGUAUUUGAACUUAAUCUACAGCCCAGAGAGGUCAGAGGAAAGACUCUCAUUGAGAUCAGCAGGUUUGGAAUCAGCUUUCAUGCAGGACUCUUGCUCUGAGAUUUUUCCAGGGAGCUCAAGGAGGGAAGUUUUUUGGCACAAUCUCCAGCAGAGAUGUGGGAUCUCAGACUUCCAGUUGGCACAGUCCCCUGAACCUGCUUUUCCAAUAUGCCCAUUCAAAAGUGGCAGGGUCCUCCUUGGCACAGCUCAGCCUCCCAGUCAGAUACGCUGCAGGCUCCACCCGGGAAGCUGUAGGAUUGCACACGUUUCUGUGUUUGGUUUUUGGAGCUAGCAUUAAUAUCCUGUCAUCAAGACUGGCAUUCAAUACAAAAACAACUCAGCUUAAAAAGCCCAAUCCUCUAUCUAUUGCUAUGAAUCUUUUUUAGAAGAAUGCCCAGAGGACUGUGAAGAACACAUUAUCUUCUUCAACAGAAGAUGCUUGUAUUCUGAAAAGCUGCAAUGGGGCAUUUUUUGGUACCCCCCACACUAGGAGGGAAAUAAAUAAAUAAAUAAGCAAUCCCGGAAGUUGUCCGUAUAGGUAGCACAAGGUGUAAAACAAAUUAGAGCUCAGAAAGUUGAUUAUUAACCAGAAAUGUAAUAUUGUAGAUUUUUUUAAACAAGCCCCUGCCCACAUGCAAGACUAGUAUGAAAUAACAUAUUUUUAUUGAAGUUUUGCGCUUAUCAGCAGGCCUGAGGGGUUUGUUUUGCUCUUUCUGCAGUUAACAAGUACCUCUUUAGCUGUGCGUAAUACUGUUAUGCAGAAUAAUGAGCAUGUGUAACAUAUACAACCUCAGUUUCCAUUGACUGAACUAGAAUAAAACAGUUUAACUUUUGGGGUGUCUUGCGAAGUAAUUAUUUCCUAUGGCCCUCUCCUUUCUUUAUGUUUAAGAACAAGCAUCCAAGGAGAAAUCCUGUUUCUUGACUUCAGCUGGGCCAGGAUUUCACCUGCUAAACAGUAACUUCCCUAGCCACAGUUGUUCCUUGGAUGGGUCCGACAGAUCUUACUGUGGAGAUGACAAUAAGGCAGCCACCAAGGAAUUUAUAAAUGUCCACUCAUCAACUAAAAGCAAAUGGAUCUGUGGCUGGUUUGGUGGCUUAUCGGCUAAUUAAAUCACAUGCUGUAUUUCUCCACCUUAAGCUGAGGGCCUUCCAUUGCAAUGAAACAAGUCAUCUGAUUCUUCCAGGUGAGUCAACAAAGAAUAAUGGACAAUGAGAGAAAAAUCAGCUUCCUGGAAGCACAGGGAAGGGGCAAGGGGUCUUUCAGGAUCCUGCACCUGCAUUUACCAUUAAGUGUUACACACAGCGGUGGAAUGUUACAGCAACUUGAGUAGCGCAGAACAAUACAGAAGUACUUUUAGGAAAGGUAACAUAGAAUUUGUAACAGGGUAAAAGGGCUGCGGUGCCUACAAAGUGAUUCUGGAAAGCAGCUGAAAUGCCAAAACAAUCAUCACUCACUAGUAGCAGUGAACAAAAGUUGUUUCGUCUCAUUUUAAUUUGUUACAUUUUGUGUCUGUUUUCCCUUGCACACACCCACCUUUUCUCCUGUUACACAGACCUGUCGGGAAACCUGUGUUUUUGAUUUAUUUCUGUUAAUAUCUUGAAUUGUAAAUGUUGUUUAGUUAUGACCAUUGCAUACUGUUUUGGGCAAUGUUUCUUUACAAUGCAUACUAAUAUAUUAUGGUUAUUAUAUAUGAAUAUAUUUAAUGACACGUGAAAAAGUUGUGGAUUUUCUUAUUUUUUUUUCCAAGUUGUCUUUUUUGUUUGUUAGAUGGCUGUAAUUGAACCAGAAGGAGCUUGUAACUGUUCAGCACCCACUCGGUAGAACUAAAGUAAGAAACCAGUUGAAUAAACUUGUGUAAACUCUCCUC